AUGCUCCGACUCCCAAAAUUAUGCAACUGUGUGGACCCCUUUCCAAAACCUUCAGUGACAUCCAGCGCAGCCAUCCGUUCCGGGUCCGUCAAGCUUUCGGACGGAUUGACCAUAAAAGUAGACGAUUACCAACAAGACAUCACCUGGAAGAUUAGCGAGCGCUUUGCGUUGGACGAGAUUGAAGCUUUCGUUCUGCUCCGUUCCUUCCUCUACAAUGAGCAAUACCACUACGCGCCCUCUUCGAAAGGAGCAGAUGCUGAUGUUGAAGCCGCGCUCUUAGACUCGAUCACAGACUUCUAUUUCGAAGAACGUCUCUUUCUCCUCCGACUCCUUCCCCCACUAUACCGAGCUCAGGCUGAUGACAGCAAUCUCCUUCAUGACUUAGCUACUGAGAUUCUUCACGAAGCUGCACCCGACCCCUCCCAAUACAUAAAAAAUCUCAUCGCCAACUUUGUGCGACGUACCAAGCAGGUUAUCCCGGUGAAGCCCCCUCCAAACCAGGCGACGACACCACUGAGUGUACGCUCAAAAUGGGCAAAACAGAUCGUACGUGAACAGAUAUGCAUUUUAGAGGUCAUCUUCUUCGCCACGUAUAAUAUGAGGAGCCAAGGAUCAUUGGUGGCCGAUUUCUAUGAAGCAAUUUACUCUACAUCGCUUGGUGCUGCGCAAACAAAUGCGGAGUCUCUCAUCGACCUGGAGUCGGAACAGCUUUUGAAGGAUCUGGAGUCGCUUGCUAUUAUCACUGCUGUCCAAGUCCUAUGCGUGGAGGCUUUAUAUGAUCAGGAACUUGAUCUCGAUGUGGUUUCCUCUGCACGACACGGGUACUUGGCAGAGCCAAAAGAGCUUGAAAGAAUGCACAAGCACGUACUUUCUACUCCGCCCCAGCCGCGCUUCAGUCCAAUAGUUCUUGCAUGGACAUGUGUUGUUCGACGAGUCGUUCAGGCAACCGAGAAUGACAGUUAUCCACAGGAAUACAGUUCCCUUGUGUCCCUUCUUGUCCCAGAACGCGACGCGCGGGAUGCUACCUGGCAAGACUUGACGCGUGUGGCAUUAAAUCCUGCAAUGGAUAUCUUCGGUGCUAUACAACGUUUACUAGUCUCUCCAUUACUUGACACGGAGGUUGCAGCCAAGCAAGGAUCCUCUAUCAUUUUCCCCAAUGAUAACGUUGUGCGUGCCAUUGUCAAAGGCCUCGUGAUUGGAUUAAUGGACUUGAUUCGCGUUGAAUACAUUGAAGAUAUUGAUUCUCUACUAGAUAUUUGGGUACUUCUGUUCGGGUCUGGAGAAUGGCAAUCCGUUGCACCCCUCUGCGCAGACUUUUGGCAGGUGGAUUUCCCCCGCGAUGCAUCGAACCGUCGAGCCCUGUUGGAAAUGACGCGCGACCGAUUCCCCGUUCAAGCGCGACCCUUCGUCCGCAUCCUUCGUUCACUAACCGCCACGGGUAAUUUCAAAGGUCUAGAAGGAUAUGUUUGGGAGCGGGAAUUGGAUAAUGAUCGUGCAGGAUGUGCCUUGUCUGUUUUCAACUACUUCAACUCGCUCAUGUCAUUCACUCAAGUCGUUGUCUUGGGCAAGCCGGAGCAGCAAGGAUUGUUCGAGGUUCGCAACUUUGCAGGAGGCACUGUGUAUACGAACACACGACCGCUUCGUCUUCCUGGCGGUUCCAUCUUAGCUGCACGCUCCCAAGGUACCGUGAUCAGUGAUGCGGAGGAAGGUGCUCCUUUAGUGGUCCUAUGGCAGCACAACCAUUCCGGUUGGAAGAUCGCACUUGCACUGCUCAAAGAGUACGUUAAAAUCAAACAGGUCGCGUCUGGAGGUGCCCGAUCUAGGUUCGGCCCGCUCGAUCGUGGAAUUGGCGCCUCAGGUGUGCAGUCACAGCUCUUACCGUAUGAUCUCUCUUUCGGGGAUCUGGGUAUCGACGAAGGCUCGUUAGACCAGGAUGUCAUUACGGACGUUCUCGAGCUAUUGCGCAGUGUCUUCCGAAACAACCAUCUCCUCACUGAAACGCUCAUGGAGACGAUGCUCCCAGAGCACGACGGCUCGUCCAGUGGAUGGGGCCGCGCAUCACUGAUAGAGGUCAUUCCUUUCAUACUUCAGGAGGCUCUGCAUUCAACCUCAUUGAGUAAUGAUGGUUUGCAUUCCCCAACCAAACUUGUCACCAACAUUCUGGGCUUGAUGACGGCCAUUCUCCCUCAUCACCCAGGAAGCGUGUGGACAUCUUUGCGAAACUCAACCCCUCUGUUCGGAAGUUCACGCCACCGAAGCUCUACACCCAACUUCCUAGCACAUGAACGCCAGAUGGGUGCAUACCCCAUGACUCUCGCACUGUUAGAACUUGUCCGAGCCCUCCUUGAUGAGAGCGUGAGGAUGAUGUAUGAAGUAACUCCUUCAUUCCGAGUGGUCAAAACCGAGGUCCUCCUUCGUGCUCUGUCCUUUGUUCACAAUGAGAUCUGGAUAGAAUACAACGGAUGGAAGUACUUAGCCUUAUCGGAAAAGUUUGAGAUUGGGUCCAAAAUUGCGAACCUCUUCGCCGAUAUUCUUGUCCAAGCACCAAGCUUAGAUUUACAAUCCGAUCUGUCUCCCACUCCGGAAGAUACCAGCUCUACGCUCUCAACGCUGGCUAAAUUUGUCAUGGAUGCCUUCUUCGUCAAAUCCCUACCGAACACCGUCACCCCGCUAGUAAAUGCUAUUGCAACUGGCCAGGGGACUCGGGAGUCAUUGCACAAGGCCCGACGGUUCAACGACGCCCACCAUCUGGACUUGCUCAUCGAGGUUAGCGUGCACUUAACUCGUCUGAUCUUAGUUCGCAAGAGCGGAACACCAGCCACAAAGACAUCACUUCUGGAACAAGGUCUCCUUACAGGAGCUUUGGCCGGAGCCAUCACUACAGACCAACAGAAGAAUCAACUGAGCCCCCUCGACAUAGUUGCGCGCCAUUUCACUCGUUCCCCGCAUGAACAUUCCCUCAAACUCGAGUCUAUCAAACUUCUUACUACCUUGUGUGUAUCCAUCUCCUCGUGUCACCCCUCGCCACCCUCCAUCCUCGGACGUCUAAGUGAUCCUGAGGACGUAGUCAAAUAUUUCAUCUCGAUUGUGCAACACGCCGAUGAUGAAUCCUCAGUCCGACUGGCUGCCUGGAACUUCAUUUCAACUUCCAUCGAAACGCAGCCCCCUCUAGCCUCCUUUUUUCUGACAGGCAAGGCCAUGCCGUCUACCUUGGAGAUGACUUCGAGAAACCCCUCCGCAUCAAGUAGUUCUGAGCCUCCAACAGCCUUGGAAGCCGCGCGGGAGACUCUGGCGAGAUGGAAUACUCUGUGGGAAGCCAAUCCUGCCAUUCUAGCCACUUGCAUGUCGUUCCUGGACUUGCUAUGGCAGCAUGGGCAUGAGCAUGUCAAUGUGAUUGAGGACGUGCGCAAGGAUGAAAAGUUCUGGGGUGAUAUGAAGAACCUGAUCGAUGCCAAAUUGGGGCCCGUCCCUUCGACCGAUGUGAUGGAUUUAAUGGACGUUGAAGGUCAGCUAAGAUCGACACUAAAUGAGAUCGCAUCGAGCCAUUCCUAUCAGACGGUCGUGAAAGCCCAUGCCAUCCACCUGAUUGCCCUUGACCUCUCUAUGCCAGACAAACGAUCUCCCCUUCCACCCUUCAGCAGCUUCCAUAUCAUUACCAAGCUCCUUGAUACCCCUCUCAAGUUCACCGAAGCCGUGGAGGAGGCAAUGGCUAGCCCCGUAGAGCCCACCCGUCACCUACGGGUACAGGCAGAUUUGGAAGCCGCAUAUCCGCUCAUGCCGUUGGAAAGUCUUCGUGCAGUGGCGCUUGUAUCUGAACGAGUUUUUGGCGAUGACUAUCUUUUCCCCUCACUAUUUGUUGAGGAGAGGCUGCACAACUACUACACAACCACGCAUGUCCAGCCCCCCACUUCCGCAUUAAUCAUGCACAAACUCGUCCUUUCCCUUAACCUCGAGUGGUCUCUGAUUGAUUCACAUAUGAAUCUGACGCGUUCUUGGUCCAAACUCCUCCAUUUCGCCAGGAAGACCAUCAUUGCUCGGAAGGAUAGUUACAAAAGUCUCUUCGCCUCUGCUACUUCGUUCGCCCGUCUCAUCGCAGGGGAAGCGCGGGCAGGUCCCGUGAUCGUGGCCGUACACUCCGAGCGACUUGCCAUUCUCCUGGCCUUGUUGGAAGCCAUGUUACCUUACGAAGCUAGCGCUGAGGAAGUUCACAAUCUUAUUGUCGCGUUGGAAUGCAUCGUUUCCCUUCAAAGUAUUUCACCAUUACAGCCCCUGUCUCGGCUAGUUCAGCCGGAAUUCCAGCAACUGCUCCUUCAAAUAUGCUACUUUUGUUGCCACAAAGCCAGGUCAGCAAAGCUGGACAAACUGCCGGCUGCAAAAAGAUCAUCAGUGAUACAAGCCGUUGGGACGAUACUCCGAUUUUGCAUAGAUGGCCUGCGGAUCGUGUUAGAGCAAGCGCGCUCUGUGGAUGAUCCGGGAUUGGAUGAGGAUCUCUCCUUACUAGUGUCGGUGUUUGAGGAAUGUAUAAGACCGGAGCACGGCUCGAGUCAGUCUCUUUGGUUAUCUCAACUUCAGGCGUCCAAUUCUAUUCGGCUAUCUCUGGAGGUGCUGUCCAAGGCGGAUCUGACAGGCGAAGCACACCCUGCAACUAUCCGUUCCCGUCAGUUCCCCUACUAUGCACGCCAUGUUCUCCAUUUCCAUCUUGCCCUCGCCAGCUUACCAUCAUCGGCUGAACGUUUGGCACACGAAGGUGCCAUGUCGGCGUAUGCCAGCAAUUCGCUCACCUCCUACCUGGGACGUGGGUCUGUUGAAGUCUAUGAUAUUUCUCAUCGCUCAUGGUGCUCCAUCCUUGCUAUCGUCACAAGCCUGAUAUUAGCGCUGGGAUCGGGAGGGACGCACUUCGUUAAAGCUGAAAUCGUCGGCUUUGUUCAGCUUUAUGGGUCGCAAUUGUCAAAAGUGCUGUCAUGGCGUGUCGGAGAUGCCCUUUCGACAGCCCUGGUGCGCGAACUGGAAGCAACCACAGCGUUAUUCAAUGCAAUCGCGGUAACGACCUCGCAAAGACACGGCGACGGUCUCGCUGCGCGUGAUAUCCUGCGCGCGUACAGCGAAAAGGCACUGUUUCUAUUGCAGCAACUUAAUGCAGCUGUAUCUUAUCCGAAUCAAGUCGCCUCCUCCUUGGAUCCCUUAGAUCCAGCUGAGCACUCACUGUUUGAACAGGAGCUCACUCUUGGAAGUGUGUCAUCCUCGAUUGAAUUUCUGGAUGAUGGAAAGCGGCCAAUCCUAGCGAGUUUUGUUCAAAAAUUCGUCUCAGUUUCCGCGACGACUUUGGCAACACUUGCUAUUGUCGGUGGAAGUGAUGCUAUUCUGAUGCGACAUGAGUUCAAAUCAAUAGACACAAUUCUCACUACGCCGAGCUCUAAAAUAUCUCCAGAUGAGCCAGCUACUGUUGGCACAUUAGUUGAACUUGGUAACUGGGUCGUCCAGCUCCUGUCGCAUCUAUUAAAGCGGCCCUCUUCUCCAAUUUCGGUUAUUUCAUCCGCUGUCGAUAUUGCGCCAUUCGACAGAUCGACGACCGUGAAGAGCUUGGCAAGUUUGAUAGAAAAGCUUAUGGUCUAUGCCACAACUCAACUUUCGCGCUGGCUCGAACGUGACCUUACGACUGAUUCGGAUGCGGGCAUUCUCACGCAAACUAAUGGGCGAGAAGACAUGGACACGACAGGCACGCCAAAGGGCACGCGGGGUGGCAGAAUAACACUCAUUCACGCGCAAGUGCAAUCCGCCGUUCAAGAUCAGGCUAGAGAUUUGAGUCUACUGGCAACUCGAGCGAAGGAAGUGCUGGGGAAAAUGGCCAGUGAUGAUGAGGGCUCAGCGUUGAUAUUGCUUGAGAUUCUGAUUGGCUUCACCUCCGCCAAAUUACUUCCGACUCCCAAUAGUGGCAGAUGA
Molecule: messenger RNA, 5940 nt
Organism: Cantharellus anzutake
Lineage: Eukaryota; Fungi; Basidiomycota; Agaricomycetes; Cantharellales; Hydnaceae
Exons: 3
Coding region: 1-5940 (1979 amino acids)
Biological process (GO): RNA export from nucleus; protein import into nucleus
Cellular component (GO): nuclear pore inner ring
Molecular function (GO): structural constituent of nuclear pore
Source: RefSeq, a predicted model, not a curated record